AUGCUGAUAUGACAGUGCUUCAGUUAAAACAAAGAAAUGAUGAGAAUAUAUAUAACUGGUCGAAAAGCGCAUGGUAUAACAUUUGAUGAUUCGAACGCGACGCGAAAGUGAUUCGAGUGACGAGUGAUAACUGGUUAGGAAGCACAUGGUAUCACAUUUGAUGAUCCGAAUGCGAUGCGAAAAGUGAAUUAGCGCGACAUGAAAAAUGAAUGAUCAGUUUAAUGAUCUGGAAAACUUUGUAAAUGAUGUAAAUAAUGAAAAUUUUGUGAAUGAGGUGCUUCAAAUGGAUGAUGGCAACGUGAUGGACGUUAUAGAUGUUAACUUUGAAGAUGUGAUAGAUGAUGAGGAUGAAGAGAGUGUAGUAUCUGAGGACAUGUGAUAAAAAUGGAGAAUAAUUUCGAGCAAGUGGAACGCGAGCUGUUGGAGCAAGCAAAUGGAGUCGCUAACUUGGGCGAGUGUUUUAUGUGGUUGCAACGAUGUGACGAAUUUAUACAACAGCUUGAGGAACAUAGCCGCAUCAAGCGUCCUCGGCUUGCCGUCGGACAGAGACAAUCGUUGGUUGCGAGGAUCGCGCGACUCGAAAGUGAAAAAACAUUAUUACAAAGACGUUUUGUACAUGUAGGCGGUAAUUACGCGAGCACUAGUAAUAACGCGAAUAAACUCGUGUGGCGGGAAAUAGAUGCAGCGUUCGAGAAUCGCAUUCAGACAGGUGCAGUGAUAAAUACAAACUAUAUUGAACCGCGAACGUUUUUAGAAGACGCAGGCGGUAUAGUGCUCGAGCGAGUGCGGGACGCUCUAGAGGAACACAACAGUGUGAAAGUAAACACUGCGUUUAAUGGUGUGUUUGUAACGGGUGAUAACCGUGAAAACAAAAGUAUAAACACUAAAAAUUGUGAAUUAUUCCAAACGUCGGACUUGGACGAGUGGUAUGAGCGACGCGUUAUCGAGCCCACAUUAGCAUCACUCGAAGAGUUUCAAGAACGUGAUAGCGGGUGGGCGCUAUCGCGAAUUCUCAAUUUGACUCUAAAUAUAAAUAAGUACAAUCCUCUACACGCAGGGUGUCACGUGACGUUACCGCGAGAAAUAAUAAUGAAACGUGCGGUAGUGAACGUUAAUUCAAAGGACAAUGCAUGCUUCGCGUGGUCAGUGGUCGCUGCGCUAUAUCCUGCCAAAAGAAAUUCAGAAAGGGAGUCAUCAUAUCCGCAUUAUACAACAGUCCUAAAGUUUGAUGACAUUGCGUUUCCCGUUACAGUAAAGGACAUUGGAAAAUUUGAGAGUCUUAACAAUAUAUCGAUCAACGUCUACGGGAUGAAAAAGGAAAUGGCAAUGCUAAAGAUUCUUCCGCUGCGGCUCUCCAAUGACAAGAAAGAGAAGCAUGUCAAUUUAUUAUACGUACAAAAUCCGCACGAAGACAGCGUGGGUCACUUUGUCUGGAUAAAAAAUCUGUCCCGCCUCAUCAGCUCCCAACUGAGCAAACAUGAUGGAAAAAGAUACAUUUGCGAUCGGUGCUUGCACUAUUUUUCAUCAUGCGAGAGGUUGCAAUCACACACUGUAGACUGUCAGAGGAUGAACGACUGCGCUAUCACAUUGCCCGCUGAAGACGACAAGUGGUUAAAUUUCCAGAAUGUAAACCACAAGGAACGAGUGCCCUUUAUCGUCUACGCGGACCUCGAGUGUGUGCUGCGGAAGACGCAACAUGAUACAGAGCAAGCGUCAUACACAUAUCAACAACAUGAGGUAUUCAGCAUCGGGUAUUACGUGCGAUGCUCAUACGACGACGCGUUAUCUACGUAUAGGUUUCGUCGCGAUAAAAAUUGCGUCGCAUGGUUCACUAAACAACUUGAAGAAUUAGCGUAUAAUGUUAAAACUCGUUUAUCCACUAAUGUCCCCAUGGAAACGUUAUCGAAAGAACAAUUGGAGGCAUACCGUAGCGCGACGCGGUGUCAUAUCUGCGAUAAGCCGUUUGCGCCAGACGAUACGCGAGUGCGCGAUCAUUGUCACCUGACCGGUCGUUACCGCGGUCCAGCACAUUCUCUUUGUAAUCUAAAUUAUCGAAAUGUAUCAUAUAUACCAAUUAUUUUUCAUAAUUUAUCUGGAUACGAUUCACAUUUCAUUAUUAAGGAAAUAGCCACUGCGUUCAAAGGGAAGACCGACAUACUCCCCAUCACGAAAGAAAAGUACAUUUCUUUCACAAAACAUGUCAUAGACACAGCCGAUAAAUUAAAUCCACGCAAUUACAUAAAACUACGGUUUAUAGAUUCAUAUAAAUUUUUAAAUACUAGUCUCGAAAAAUUGGCAUCGUUUCUAGGUAAAGAAAAAUUAAAAAUUGUACGUUCCAAAUUUUUACACUUGUCUGACAAGGAUUUCGAUUUAUUGACACGAAAAGGUGUAUUUCCGUACGAGUACGUAGAUUGCGUGGACAAGCUGCAGGACAUAUGUUUACCGCCGCGCGAAUUAUUUUUCAGUUCCCUGACCGGUGAUACUGUAUCCGAGAGCGAUUACGCGCACGCCGAGAAUGUCUGGGAGCGAUUCUCCGUUCGAACGUUGGGUGAAUACAGCGAUCUAUAUUUGAAAACGGAUGUGUUAUUGUUAGCUGACAUUUUUGAAAAUUUUCGCGAUAAAUGCUUAGAAAGUUACGGUCUCGAUCCAGCACAUUAUUACACUCUCCCCGGAUACACGUGGGACGCUAUGUUAAAAUAUACAAAAAUUACUUUCGAACUGCUUACUGACAUUGACAUGGUAAUGUUCAUCGAACGCGGUAUACGUGGUGGCCUCAGUCAAUGUUCAGGCAGACAUGCGCGAGCCAAUAACAAGUACAUGCAGACGUACGACCCAUUGAAACCAUCUUCAUAUCUUAUGUACUUUGACGUCAAUAAUUUGUACGGAUGGGCAAUGUGUCAGCCACUGCCCUAUGGAGAAUUUCAAUGGGUCGAAGAUGUCUCUAAUUUUGACGUGUGUGCGAUCGCUCCUGAUUCACCAACGGGAUACAUUCUCGAAGUUGAUCUCGAGUAUCCCCGAGACCUUCACGAUGAGCACACUGACCUACCUUUCUGCCCGACACGCGAUAAACCGCCAGGCAAGCGUGAAUAUAAACUUUUAGCGACUUUGUAUGAUAAGAAACGUUAUGUCAUUCACUACCGCAACCUGCAGCAGUGCACGCGUCACGGUCUUCAUAUCGCGAAGAUACACCGUGUGUUAAAAUUCGCACAAUCUCCAUGGCUCUGUAAAUAUAUAGAGUUAAACACACGAUUCCGAACCAUCGCUAAAAAUGAUUUCGAAAAAAAUUUGUAUAAACUCAUGAACAACGCGGUGUUCGGUAAAACAAUGGAGAAUGUGCGCAAUCAUGUUGACGUUAAAUUGUUGACGACAUGGGCGGGGCGGUAUGGUGCGGAGACAAUGAUCGCGAAACCAAAUUUUCAUAGUCGAAGUAUUUUUGCAGAAAAUUUAAUCGCCGUUGAACUUAAAAAACUCGAGGUAAAAUUAUAUAAGCCGAUUUACGUAGGUAUGUGUAUCCUAGAUAUUUCUAAGACGUGUCUAUAUGAAUUUCAUCACGAAUACAUGCUACCUUUAUAUCGUGACAAAUGUAGAGUCAUGUACACCGACACUGACAGUCUCAUAUACCUCGUCGAGUGUGAGGAUAUUUACGAGACGAUGAAACGCGAUAUCGCUAGGUUUGACACGAGCGAUUAUCCAGUCGAUAACGCGUACGGUAUGCCUCUUGAGAAUAAAAAAGUUCCGGGUCUAAUGAAAGAUGAGAACAAUGGUAUAAUAAUGACUGAGUUCGUUGGACUUAGAGCAAAGAUGUAUGCGUUGAAGGUGGAUGGAAAGAAGGAUACGAAAAAGGCGAAAGGUGUCAAGAAUAGUGUAGUAGCGCGAACCAUAACGUUUGAUGAUUACACCCAGUGUUUGAGAGAUGAGAUCGAGAUGACGCGUCGCCAAUCAUGCAUAAGAUCCAAGAUGCAUGAAGUAUACACGGUGUCCGAAACGAAAAUUGCUUUGAGUCCGUACGACGAUAAGAGAUACCUUAUACCCGAUUCAGUUGAAACGUUACCAUGGGGACAUUAUCGAAUACCGCUAUAAUAUUUUAUAUUUUAUAUAC
Monomorium pharaonis (pharaoh ant) is the source of this 4099-nucleotide messenger RNA. RefSeq lists its product as uncharacterized. The transcript is spliced from 2 exons. Bases 385 to 4080 code for a protein of 1231 amino acids. Gene Ontology annotation, biological process: DNA replication. NCBI's taxonomy places the organism in Eukaryota, Metazoa, Arthropoda, Insecta, Hymenoptera, Formicidae. Gene Ontology annotation, molecular function: nucleotide binding; DNA-directed DNA polymerase activity; DNA binding. The record is from RefSeq and is a predicted model, not a curated record.